Messenger RNA from Populus trichocarpa (black cottonwood), 6230 nucleotides. RefSeq names its product transcription initiation factor TFIID subunit 1. Bases 182 to 5932 code for a protein of 1916 amino acids. NCBI's taxonomy places the organism in Eukaryota, Viridiplantae, Streptophyta, Magnoliopsida, Malpighiales, Salicaceae. The transcript has 22 exons. Gene Ontology annotation, molecular function: histone acetyltransferase activity; RNA polymerase II general transcription initiation factor binding; TBP-class protein binding. The record is from RefSeq and is a predicted model, not a curated record. Gene Ontology annotation, biological process: transcription by RNA polymerase II; RNA polymerase II preinitiation complex assembly. Gene Ontology annotation, cellular component: transcription factor TFIID complex.
CCAAUCUCAAAACCCGACCCGACUCGACUCCUGCCCAACACUACAUUGGUCAUUCGUUCUCUGCUUUCUCUCAAGCGCUAAGGCACGAGGAAAGCUAGCUAUCCCGGUCGGAGAUUAUCGUUAUCACCUUUAGGAUAUGAGUCAAUCCUUUUAAAUUACUAGGCAAAACUGUCUUUAAAUCAUGGGUGGAGGUGGCUAUGACUCCGGAAGUGCUUCUGACGAUGAUGAUGACGAGGAAUAUGAGGAAGUUGGUGGUAACCGAUUUUUGGGUUUUAUGUUUGGGAAUGUUGAUAAUUCUGGUGAUCUUGAUGCUGAUUACCUUGAUGAGGAUGCAAAGGAGCAUCUUGCCGCAUUAGCUGACAAGUUGGGUUCGUCACUAACAGAAAUUGAUUUGUCAGUGAAGUCACACCAAACAUCCACUGACGCUGCAGAACAAGAUUAUGAUGCAAAGGCUGAAGAUGCAGUUGAUUACGAAGACUUUGAUGAACAAUACGAGGGGCCUGAGAUUCAAGGUGUUAGUGAGGAGGACUACUUGUUGUCAAAAAAGAAUUAUAUUUUGUCUGAAUCCACAUUGCAGCCUCCUACAUCCGACAAUGAAGAUUAUGAUGAGGAUGUGGAAGAGGAACUUGAAAAGGAACCUGUGGUUUCGGAUAAAAUUCUUGAAUUUCAAACUGCCUCUCUAACAGGUCAGCAAGAUGUUGGAGUAGUUUCAGGAGUAGGAGUAGAGAAGUCUUCUCAGGAUGAUGUAGAACUUGGUUCCAUGGAUUCUGAAAGUUCUGAUGCUAAAUCGGAAGAUAUUCAUGAGGAGGAAGCUGAUCAUGUCAAGGGGCCUCUAGAUGGUAAAGGUCCCAGUCCACUUCCUAUUUUGUUUAUAGAAGAUGGGAUGGAGAUCUUAAAGUUUUCUGAAAUAUUUUCUAUCCAUGAACCUUUGAAGAAAGGACAAAAAAGAGAUCACAGAUAUUCCAUUUUCAAAGAGAAGUAUACAUCUAUGGAUGCUUCUGAUAUCGUUGAAGAGGAUGAAGAGGUGUUUUUAAAGGACUCUGGUCAACUGUUUCCAUCACAUUUGCUUGUAAAUCAACAUGACAUCUCAAUCUUGAGCGAAGAUGCUGCAGAAUUAGCAAGAUUUGGAACUGUUCAUGGAGCUAUUAAAACGUCUGUUCAAAUUGAGGAACAAAGAAAGAACUCUUAUCUUAGUGCUGAACCAAUGAACGAGGAAGUGGAAUGGAAGUCUCCAGUGCAUUCAAAAUUCUACCCCCUUGAUCAGCAAGACUGGGAAGAGAGAAUUCUUUGGGACAAUUCCCCAGCUAUCAGUGACAACUCUGUAGAGAGUUUUGAUCUCUCGGGACCUGACACUGGAUCUUCAUUUAUUAGGGAAAGUGAACAAGUGACUAGUCCACAAAAUCUUUGUUCGGAGCUCCCAGUGGAGUUAAAUGAGAACACCAGUAACUUUCUUCGGAACAGGUCUUCUGUUCUCUUGGAGUCCUUUGGCUCAGAAGACUCUUCAGAACCUGGAAAUCUUCCAUUCUCAGAAAGCAGAUGCCAUCCACAACUUCUGAGAUUGGAAUCUCAGAUGGAAGUGGAUAGCUCUAGUCAUGUUGAUGAUAGAAGAGAGAAUAAUAGUGCGGAGCUUCAUGAAAGUGAUGCUGUAAGGCGUUUCAGCAAGCUCACAUUGCAAAAUAGAGAUUUGAUGGAAGGAUCUUGGUUAGAUAAUAUAAUAUGGGAACCAAAUGAAACUAACAUAAAGCCUAAGCUGAUUCUUGAUCUUCAAGAUAAGCAGAUGCUCUUUGAAAUUUUGGAUCACAGGGAUAGUAAGCAUCUUCAACUUCACGCAGGGGCAAUGAUCAUAACUCGAACCCUAAAGCAAAGGGUUUCUCAUGAGCUACUAGGCCAUGGAAAUCGAUCUGGUUGGCAAUUCAACAUUGCUAAUGACAAGUUCUACAUGAACAGGAAAAUUUCUCAGCAAUUGCAAUCAAAUUCUAAUAAACGAACUGCAUAUGGCAUUAAAAUACAUCACUCUGCGCCUGCUAUAAAGCUUCAGACAAUGAAAUUGAAGUUGAGCAAUAAAGAUUUAGCUAAUUUUCAUCGACCAAAAGCUUUAUGGUAUCCCCAUGACCAUGAGGUGGCUGUCAAAGAACGAGGGAAGCUACCUACAGUAGGACCAAUGAAAAUUAUAUUAAAGAGCUUAGGGGGCAAAGGAAGUAAGGUACAUGUGGAUGCUGAGGAAACUGUCUCUUCUGUCAAAGCAAAAGCUUCAAAAAAGCUAGAUUUCAAGCCAUCAGAAACUGUGAAGAUAUUUUAUUUGAGGAAGGAGCUUGAAGACCACAUGUCUCUUGCUGCUCAAAAUGUUCAGCCAAACUCCUUGCUUCAUCUAGUUCGUACAAAAAUUCAUUUGUGGCCAAGGGCACAAAAGAUUCCAGGUGAAAACAAGUCUCUGCGCCCUCCAGGGGCAUUUAAGAAGAAAUCUGACCUUUCUGUAAAAGAUGGUCACAUUUUCCUAAUGGAGUAUUGUGAGGAAAGACCUUUGUUGUUAAGCAAUGUUGGUAUGGGUGCUAAUCUCCGUACUUACUAUCAGAAGUCAAGCCCAGGUGAUCAAACUGGCAUCUCAUUGCGCAAUGAAAAAAGAAGCUUGGGUAAUGUUGUGAUACUGGAGCAGACUGAUAAAUCCCCUUUCCUUGGAGACAUAAAAGCUGGCUGCAGUCAGUCAUCUCUUGAAACAAACAUGUAUAAAGCACCCAUAUUUCCCCACAAGGUGCCACCUACUGACUAUUUGUUGGUUCGUUCUGCAAAAGGAAAGCUUUGUUUAAGACGCAUUGACAGGGUUGCUGUCAUUGGACAACAGGAGCCCCUGAUGGAGGUUUUAGCUCCUGCUUCGAAGAAUCUUCAGGCAUAUAUCAUAAAUAGGUUAUUGCUGUAUCUUUAUCGUGAGCUCCGAGCUGCUGAAAAGCGUGGCACACCUCCUUGGAUACGUGCAGAUGAGCUAUCUGCUCUUUUUCCAAGCAUUCCAGAGACCAUCUUACGAAAGAAGCUCAAGGAGUGUGCUGUUUUACGGUUUGCCCAAUGUAUUGCUUUACAUGGAAUGUUCAACAUGCAGAAGGAUGCAAAUGGACACUUGUUUUGGGCCAAGAAGCGUGAUUUCAUCAUUCCAUCUGAAGAGGAAUUGAAAAAGAUGGUCUUACCAGAGAAUGUCUGUGCUUAUGAAAGCAUGCAAGCUGGUCUGUAUCGUCUUAAACAUUUGGGGAUUACGAAGCUAACGCUUCCUGCUAGUGUUUCGACUGCAAUGAGUCAGCUCCCUGACGAAGCGAUAGCUCUGGCUGCUGCAUCGCAUAUUGAGAGGGAACUGCAGAUAACUCCAUGGAGCCUGAGCAGUAAUUUUGUUGCUUGUACAAACCAGGAUAGGGCAAACAUUGAGCGUCUUGAAAUUACUGGUGUUGGUGAUCCUUCUGGCCGGGGCUUAGGAUUUAGCUAUGUUCGUGCUGCUCCAAAGGCACCAAUGUCAAAUGCAAUGAUGAAGAAAAAGGCAGGUGCUGGUCGAGGAGGUUCCACUGUUACGGGGACAGAUGCAGACUUACGUAGAUUGAGCAUGGAGGCUGCAAGAGAGGUGCUUCUGAAGUUCAAUGUACCUGACGAGCAGAUUGCAAAACAGACAAGGUGGCAUCGUAUUGCCAUGAUACGCAAGCUAUCAAGUGAACAAGCUUCAUGUGGGGUCAAGGUUGAUCCAACAACUAUCAGCAAGUAUGCACGUGGCCAACGAAUGUCCUUUCUUCAGCUGCAACAACAGACAAGAGAAAAGUGCCAAGAAAUUUGGGAUCGCCAAGUUCAAUCUCUUUCAGCAUUGGAUGGUGAUGAAAUUGAAAGUGAUUCUGAAGCAAAUAGUGAUCUGGAUUCCUUUGCCGGAGACCUAGAAAACUUGCUUGAUGCAGAGGAAUUUGAAGGGGACGAAAGUAAUUAUGAGUCUAAGCAUGACAAAGGAGAUUGUGUAAAGGGGAUAAAAAUGAGAAGACGCCCAUCACAAGCUCAGGCAGAAGAAGAAUUUGAAGAUGAAGCUGCUGAGGCUGCUGAACUAUGCAGAUUGCUUAUGGAUGAUGAUGAGGCUGGGCAGAAAAAGAAAAAGAAAAUAAAAACUGGUGGUCUUAAUGCAGUAUUGGCACCUAAAAAACCAAGUUUUGUUGACAAUGUUCACCGGGGUAAGAAAAUGAACAAAACCCAACCCAGUGGAUCAUAUACGCCUAAAGAGAACAGCAUCAGAGACUCAAAGGAGGUAGAAACACUGUUUAUGAAAGGGAAAGCAUCUGAGAAGGUGAAUACAGUGAAAAAGAACGUCGGCAUCUCUAACACGCCUCCAUUGAAAGCAAAAGUAAUAAUGGCAGAUGGACUUAAUCACAUUUUCAAGGAAAAGAAAUCAGCAAGAGAGAAAUUCGUAUGUGGAGCAUGUGGACAGCUAGGACACAUGAAGACCAAUAAAAACUGCCCUAAGUAUGGAAAGGAGCCUGAAACACCGGUAGAAACUACAGAUUUGGAAAAGGCUUCCCGAAAAUCCACUUCUCAGGAUCUCUUGAAUGUGUCCCAGCAUAAGUUGCAGAAGAAAAGGAUGGUCUCCAAAAGUGCAACCAAAGUUGAAGUUUCCGAGGGUGAGAAAUCUAGUUUAGCAAAAUCUCUUCCAGUGAAGUUCAAGUGUGGUUCCACGGAGAAAUUCUCUGAUAAACCUGCUGAUGGAGCUGCAGAUCAUUCCGAUCAACCUACAACUUCCGAUGUCCGACCAGUCAGUUCUGAUAUUGAUACUGGGAGUAGGUCUACUGCUAAGGUUAAUAAAAUCAAAAUUUUUAACAAGGCGAAACCUGAAAACAUACAGGUUGAAUCACAUAAGCCCUCUAUUGUGAUACGACCUCCAAUGGAUAUAGAGAGAAGCCAAAUUGAAUCACAUAAGCCCUCUAUUGUUAUACGACCGCCAACAUACAGAGACAGAAAUCAUGUUGAUCCUCAUAAACCCUCCAUUGUGAUACGUCCACCAGCUGAGAAAGAUAGAGAAAAGACUCAAAAGAAAAUUGUUAUCAAACAGUCCAAAGAGAUUAUUGAUCCGGACAGGGUCAGUCAGGAUGGAAGAACUGGUCGUGAGCAUCGGAAGACUAAAAAAAUUGCUGAACUAUCCAGUUUUGAGAAGCAUGGUAAAACCAUGCAUUUUUCCAGAGAGUCAGCUAAGAGAAAAGCCGAGGACAGAAGCUGGUGGGAAGAGGAGGAGAAGAGGAGAACUGCUGAGAGACUGAGAGAAGAGAGAGCAAGGAGGAUUUAUGCAGAAGAAAUGAGGUCACUUGAAGAACAGGAAAAAUUAGCUGACAUUAAAAGAUACACUGAAACCAUCAGAUGGGAUUGGGAUGAAGAAGAACGCCAAAAAGCUAAGAAGAAGAAGAAGAAGAUGAAGAUGAAAAAGCCCGAAAUCAGUGAUGAUUACUUGGAUGACUACAGGGGAGCUAGAAAUGGCAGAAGGAUGCCAGAAAGAGAUCGGGGUGCAAAAAGGCGACCUGUUGUUGAUGUGGGGACAUAUGGUGCUGAUUAUACCCCAGCAACAAAGCGUCGUAGAGUUGGAGAGGUUGGCUUGGCAAACAUCUUGGAAGGUAUUGUGGAUGCCCUUAAAGAUAGGGUAGAAGUGUCCUAUCUUUUCUUGAAACCUGUCCCCAAGAAGGAGGCUCCUGAUUACUUGGACAUCAUAAAACGCCCCAUGGAUCUUUCAACUAUUAGGGACAAGGCGAGGAAGAUGGAAUACAAGGAUCGAAAUGAGUUCAGACACGAUAUGUGGCAGAUUGCCUACAAUGCCCAUGUAUACAACGACGGGCGGAACCCUGGUAUUCCUCCUCUUGCAGACCAGCUUUUGGAACUUUGUGAUUACCUGUUGAUGGAGAAACAGGAGAGCUUAUCUGAAGCUGAAGCUGGUAUUUGAAUCAGGGUUCAUAAUCUCAUUAUUUAUAUAUUCAUAGCUGAAGCUGAAGCUGAUGGAGAAACAAAUGCCCCAUUGUUUUCUUAAUCUCAUUAUUUAUCCCAAAUCCCCAGGCGGCAAAAAGCAAUUUUUAAAUUUUUUUUUCUUUCCUGGGGUUUGGAGGAGGGUUAGUAACAAAGUAAGUUGAGCUUUGGGCAGAAGCCUGCAUGGCAAUUGUGCCCUUGUAAAAUAACGAGUCAUAUAUCUUGUAAAUUAUAUGUAUAUUUUGAAAUGCAGGAAUCAAAGACGUUGUGAAACAGAA